UACAUAUACCUUCCUCACUCGGCCCCGGAUCCAAAUUCCUCGCGUUCCCCCACUCGCCCCGCCCUCCCCUCGCCAGAUCUCGACGGUUCCUCCGUUUACCUUCGCCGCGCCGCUGCCGCCGCCGAUCCGAUGCCUUCUCCGCCGGCCGCGGCGCGGAACAUUCUGGUGACGGGCGGCGCCGGGUACAUCGGCAGCCACACGGUGCUGCAGCUCCUCAAGGGGGGCUACCGCGCCGUCGUGGUGGACAACCUCGACAACUCCUCGGAGGUCGCCCUCGAGCGGGUCAGGGAGCUCGCCGGGGAGUUCGGCAAGAACCUUGACUUCCAUCGGAUUGAUCUUCGAGACAGAGAAGCAUUGGAAAAAGUUUUUUCUUCCACGAAGUUUGAUGCUGUUAUACACUUUGCUGGAAUAAAGGCUGUUGGUGAAAGUGUUAGAAAACCUUUGCUUUAUUACAACAACAACCUUAUUGGUACGAUAAUUCUCUUCGAAGUAAUGGCUGCUUAUGGAUGCAAAAAGCUGGUAUUCUCAUCAUCAGCCACAGUUUAUGGAUCACCCAAGGAAGUGCCUUGUACAGAAGAAUAUCCCUUGUGCGCAAUAAACCCAUAUGGACGUACUAAGCUUAUGACUGAAGAUAUGUGUCGUGAUAUCUGUCAAGGUGACAAUGAGUGGGAUAUUAUUUUAUUAAGAUACUUCAAUCCUGUUGGAGCUCAUCCCAGUGGCUACAUUGGUGAAGAUCCCCGUGGAAUUCCCAAUAACCUCAUGCCCUUUGUACAGCAAGUUGCUGUUGGAAGGAGAGCUGCCCUUACAGUAUUUGGAAAUGACUAUUCAACCAAGGAUGGCACAGCGGUAAGGGAUUAUAUUCAUGUUGUUGACUUGGCAGAUGGACAUAUUGCAGCCCUGCAGAAGCUCUUUGAGGGCUCUCACAUAGAUACAGGAUGUGAUGUCUAUAAUCUCGCAACUGGAAGGGGAACAUCUGUCUUGGAAAUAGUGGCAGCGUUUGAAAAGGCUUCUGGGAAGAAAAUCCCUCUGGUCAUGGCUGGAAGGCGUCCUGGGGAUGCCGAAAUUGUAUAUGCAUCCACUGCCAAAGCGGAGAAGGAGCUACACUGGAAGGCAAAGUAUGGCAUCGAAGAGAUGUGCCGAGAUCAGUGGAACUGGACCAGCAAGAACCCUUGGGGAUAUAAAUUGCCCGAGGCCGCUGCUAACGGAAAUGGAAAGUGCCCUACAUCCAAAUAACAUCAGUUCUUCAGCAGGGAUGGAGAAGGAUUCCUAAUUGAUAAUUUGAUAUAUAGAUGUGGCAUAUGUCCAGCUGAUAUGAUUCCUUAAUUAGAUUAUUUGUGAAUAAACAUGCUUCUGUCGUCAUCAGAGAGGCAUUCAGUGGAAGGUUGCUCUGCUUUCUUUUUCCCCCUCCUUAGGUUCCAUUCUUUUUUGCCCUUGCUGGCACACAUCAGCUAUCGACUAUAGCAGCACAAGAUCUGGUAUUUAAACACAACACGUAGUAUAUGUCUGUUGAUUCUUUUAUCCAUGGUUGAGCAGAAGUAGCUUCCUUGCCUUGGCAGGCAUUCGAUGUGGCCUUGGAUGAGCCGUACGUGUUGCUAUUAUGUAGAUUGUUUCAGUGUGUGUGUGAUCAUCUGAUGUAUAUGGCAUUGUCAAACUUGGUCAUACGAUGUACAUGAUAUAUUCUUUGCGUAAAUUUGACCAACUUUGUCUGAUAUUCUAUCUA
Molecule: messenger RNA, 1720 nt
Organism: Musa acuminata subsp. malaccensis (wild Malaysian banana)
Lineage: Eukaryota; Viridiplantae; Streptophyta; Magnoliopsida; Zingiberales; Musaceae
Source: RefSeq, a predicted model, not a curated record